Sinocyclocheilus rhinocerous is the source of this 1801-nucleotide messenger RNA. RefSeq names its product phosphoacetylglucosamine mutase-like. The transcript is spliced from 11 exons. NCBI's taxonomy places the organism in Eukaryota, Metazoa, Chordata, Actinopteri, Cypriniformes, Cyprinidae. The record is from RefSeq and is a predicted model, not a curated record. Gene Ontology annotation, biological process: UDP-N-acetylglucosamine biosynthetic process; hemopoiesis; carbohydrate metabolic process. Bases 47 to 1498 code for a protein of 483 amino acids. Gene Ontology annotation, molecular function: magnesium ion binding; phosphoacetylglucosamine mutase activity.
GUAAUCCGAGAAGUAGGAAGUGCUUUAGUCGCAGAAGCAGCAGAAGAUGGCUCAGUUUGAGGAAGUAUCUCAAAAGUCCAAGCUGCAUCCGAAGCCGGAGGGCCUUGCGUUGCAGUAUGGCACAGCUGGAUUCCGCACUCACGCCAAACAUCUGGAUCACAUCAUGUUCCGCAUGGGGCUGUUGGCAACUUUGAGGUCCAAAAAGACAAAAUCCACCAUUGGAGUCAUGGUGACCGCUUCUCAUAACCCAGAAGAAGACAAUGGGGUGAAGCUUACUGACCCCAUGGGGGAGAUGGUGACAGCGGUGUGGGAGGGAUACGCCACACAGCUCGCUAACGCCGAGCAGGACUCUCUUCUCAAAGAACUGAAGGACAUUAUCGAGAAAGAGGACAUCGACAUGAGCGAGCCUGCAAGCAUCUACGUCGGCAAAGACACCAGACCAAGCGGUGCUAGUCUCUCUCGGGCUGUACUGGAUGGCGUUUCCAGUUUGGGCGGCAAAACUCAUGACUAUGGUCUGGUCACCACUCCCCAGCUGCAUUAUAUGGUGUGCUGUUGCAACACGCACGGCUGCUACGGCAGUCCCACUGUUGAGGGCUACUACCAAAAACUCUCACAGGCUUUCCUUCAGCUCACCCAGAACGCCUCAAACCGCACAGAUGAUCAGAAGAGGCUUCUGGUGGAUGGAGCCAACGGCAUCGGCGCAUUGAAGAUGAGAGAAAUGGAGCCGUUUCUUCGCUCCAAACUGCAGGUGGUGCUUUCGAAUGACAGCAGUAGUGGGAAACUCAACCACAUGUGUGGAGCAGAUUACGUCAAAGUCCAGCAGAAAGCGCCUCAAGGUAUGAAUAUGGGAGUAGGUGAGCGCUGCUGCUCGUUCGAUGGUGAUGCCGAUCGCAUUGUUUACUAUUACACCGACUCCAAAGGCUGCUUCCAUCUGCUGGACGGAGACAAGAUCGCUACUCUCAUCAGCAUGUUUUUUGCUGGUAUGUUGCAGGUUUUGUUUAGUAAAGCAGCACAGAAACAGAUUCAGGAGCUGGUGAAAGACCCAAACACAAACGAUGAGAGAAAACGAGCGGUGAAACUCCUGGAGAGCACAAUCAAUCUGAUCAACCAGACGGUGGGAGACGCAAUCUUGGAUAUGCUAGUGAUUGAAGCAGUGUUGGCCAUCAGAGGGAUGUCUGUGCAAGACUGGCACGCAAUUUACACAGACCUGCCCAACCGCCAACUUAAAGUCACGGUGUCAGACCGGCGUGUUAUAGAUACAACAGAUGCAGAAAGGAGGGCCGUGACUCCAGAGGGUCUGCAGGACGCCAUCGACUCGCUUGUUAAGAAAUACAAAACCGCUCGGUCCUUCGUUAGACCGUCUGGAACUGAAGAUGUGGUCAGAGUCUAUGCUGAGGCUGACACACAGGAAAAUGCUGAUCGUCUGGCUCAUGAGGUCAGUCUGGCUGUGUAUCGUCUCGCUGGAGGAGUCGGAGACGAGCCAAAACCUUUACACUAAUCAAGCAUUCAUGCAAGCAGUCAGUCUGAAUCCAUCCAGUGAAAUAUAUGAAUACUGUAAAUGUACAGUAGACUAGUAUUUGUUGCAAAAUUGUUUUGAAUGUUUUGGGAGAUGACGGAUGUUAAUAGUUUACUCUUUGUACUGUAUGAAUGACCAACAAUCUUUAUAAAUGGAAGUGUAUGAUUAUGUUAAACCGUGAUCUGUGUGAGCCUUUGUUUACACUAAUUUAAUUACAGAAAAAUCAAGUUUUGCUAUUUUUUUUUAAAUAGAUUAUUGAUUAUAGAAGAAAAUAUCUUUCAAUUG